GCCCAGUGCCCCGUGCCCCGUGCCCACGCCUGCCACGCAGCCCACGUUUGUUUGUUCGAGCGAGUCGAGCUCCCCUCGUCUGCCAAAAUGUCCCAUCUGAUCGCCAGAGGAGAGGUCGAUCACUGCUUGCCAUGCCAAUGACGCCUCCCGGGACAAGGUUUGGGGAAGCUGCUGAGGACUGUCGUUUCCUGGGUCCGUUUCCUGGUCGCUAAAGCCGCCCUGCCGCCCUCUUUUUUGCCAUAUGCCGUGCCCCCCGCAGACGACGCUGUCAGCAAGCUGCAUGCUGGGAUGCGAGGUUAUUGUUCUCUCGGGACCCCAGCUGGCAGUUGCCCAGGUCUCCCAGGUCCCCGUUGCCCGAGGAAUCUUGCCUGCUCGCCACGCCUGCUUGCGUGUGUGUGUGUGUGCUUCGUGUGGUCCCCAACCCAACCUGCCGACCCUGACCGGCCCACAUCUCUGCUCCCGAGGUGCGCCCCCUCCUGCCCUCCUCUCCAUCCAACAGGCCCCAGCCCAGCCCAGCCCAGCACAGGACCGGCCCAACCAGACAGAGCCUGCAGGUGCGGCUGCAGCUGCAGGUGGAUAUCGCACAUCCAUAUGCACACACCCAUGCCCAUGCUCACCUCACCAACACUCAUGCUAAGUACACACGCUACCGGGCACAGCCUCUCUCUGCCUCUCACUCCUUCCUUCCUCCCGUCUCUCUUUUUAGGACCGCCUCUGCAUCUUGACCACUCCUUCUCAGCGGCGCCUCACCCUUCGCACCCCACCGUCGCAAAGCUGGCGUGAGGAAGACUUGACUGUCUUCGUUCCUUCAUUUGGCAUACCUCCCAUUGCGCGCAGAGGCUGCUUCCGACUUGGCCAAGUCUCUCGCGGACCCCAAAGCUCAGGCUGCUUGUCAUUCUUUUCUGUCUGUCAGUCAAAGUCGAUAAUCAAUAAUCCUGCCCGCCUCCACUCGGAUCUCGUCACCCACCUGUGACCUCGACUGCUUCCAUACCUGUGCAAGAUAAUUUCUCUCCCGCCCAUUCCUCCGCACAAGUUCCACACGACGCCCCCGUCACCAGACAGUCAUUACAUUUACUAGGCCAGACGCACGCAGAUUACGCAACGGUUUAAUGUGUCACGGAAGAGCAACCAGGCGACAUUGAUGAGAUAGGUUGUGACGGGUUCGGAUCUGCAAAGUACUAAUCAACAUGUCUGUCAAAAGAAGUCAUGUCCACCGACGAGGACUGGGCGAUGUCGCGGACGUCGUCCCUGGCUCUGAAUGGAUCCAGGACAAAGCCAUGGGCAAUGAUGAGGGUGCCUUGCCGACCUUUCGCAAGCAGCGGCGGGUAGUCACAAUUUACGAGACCAAGACAGAUGGCUGGGACGGCGUCGGCCUCCUGACAACUCUCGAGCGUGCGACCGUCACCCAGACAGUAACGGCAACUGACCGAGAUGAUCCAACUCCCACUCCGAGGGUUUCCAUGGGCGCGCCCGCUCUCAAGGGCACCCCCAUAAGCAGCGACGUUGCCAGCAGCACCAGCCUCAGUCCGGGUAAUGACGACCACACAUCAUCGACACUUCCCCCGGCCAUCAUGGCCUCCACAGUGGCAUCCGACACCGCUACAGACCCACUAGCGCUGGCCACCGCAGCCUCAAGCUCCUCCAGCUCCAGGUCGCACACGGCUGCGGGAUCCACAGCUGCCUCGGAGGCAUCAGCAACUCAGUCGGUUGGUUCUGGUUCUGGUUCAGGUUCAAGUUCAGGUUCAAGCAACUCAGCGGCUAAGGCGGGCAUUGCAAUCGGCGUCCUGGCUGGUAUCUUUGUUAUCCUUGGCCUGGUGUAUUUUGUCGUCGCCAAGCGGAAGAGGCAGAUGCGAGAGGAACAGCGUCUGGCUGAUGACGAGAAACUCAAUGGCAAUCCAUUCGGGGACCAUGCUCGUGCUCCCCCGACUCCCGCGAAACCACCACGCCUCAGUCUACGGCCGAUGACCCAGCUGUUCCUCGCCCCGAGCACCGCGGAGAAGCGGGCAAGCAAGAGCCCUCAGCAAAACAUCGCCAUGGUCGCCAGCCCAACCAUGAACCGGGCUCCGGGCUCCAGCGCUUGGGAACGGCCCAUGACCAGUGACAGCCAGGAUGCGCACAACCCGUUCGGAAUCCACGCCGAGACCAUCCCGGAAGAACCUGCCACGCCCAGAAACCCUGCCAGCCCCAUGACGCCCAUCAGCGAGGUCAGCAUGAUAGCCUCCCCAACAUUGGCACCUGGCCUUGCCCCCGCUCCCCGAGCCUCUGCUAUCACGACCGAUUCUGCUGUUCUUGCUCCCAUUGUCACUCACUCCCCCCCACUCUCUCCGCACCCGCCACAGCAAGGCGCACCCACCGGCGCUACUCCUGCGCCCUUGCAGAUGAACCCGACUCGCCCGACCGACUCGCCCGAAGCUGCUGCCGCAUCGGCGGCUGGGGUUGCUGCCGGAGCCACGGCUGCGCCUGGUCUGCAACGCAAGGAAUCUGUGCGGAAAGACAAUGUUCCCGCGCCCCUCGACUUGACCAUAGUCCCAAAGCUGGGACCCGUGCCUCCUAGUCCGGCCGGCACUGAGUUCAGCGUGCAUGAGGUCGAGUCUGGUCAGGCUCCAGAACCAUCGUCUGGUGCUGCCGCGAUCGCUGCUGCGGGUGGCCCCGCGGACUCGUCAGUCCACCGUGUGCAGCUCGAUUUCAAGCCCACCAUGGAUGAUGAGAUGGAACUGCACAUCGGACAGGUCGUGAGACUACUUCACGAGUAUGAUGACGGUUGGGCACUCUGCAUUCGUCUUGACCGAUCUCAGCAAGGAGUAGUCCCCCGAACUUGUCUGUCUACCCGUCCUGUCAAGCCCCGACCGCCUCAGCAAGCAGGCCCCCGAGGGCCUCCAAUCAAGCCGCAAGGUCGACCCCGAGGCCCCUCUGUGAGCAGCCAACGUGGACCCGGCCCGACCCAACAACCGGGUAACCGACCUAUGGGCCCUCCUCAUCCGCUCGCUCCCGGAGCUCGCGGACCUGGACCGCUGCGUCCAAUGGGUCCUCCGAUGGGCCCACCUGGCCGCCCGGGCCCUCCCCGCCCUAUGGGACCACAAAUUGGGCCUGGACCACGACCCCAGUCACCAGCAGGGCAACGACCUCAGUCACCCGCGCAGCGACCUCAGUCUCCAAGCCGACAGGGCCCACCCAGGUCUCAGUCCCCCAACGGCACGGGCAGGAGACCAAGUCCACCUGGGCCUUCUGGCAUGCAGCAGGAAUACCGACCAAGCUUCGAUGGCCCAAGCCAGGAGCCCCCCCAAGGUCCUCCCCAGGGCCCUCCCCAGGGAGCGGUCACGAGAAAGCCAGUGCCUGGUCAGGCGUAUUGAGCUAGUCACACCACUUGCAUGCCGGCAAGAAAGGAAACCUCUAGGCCACCCGGCGGGCAAGAAUACCAUGUGCAGGCGUUAUUUAUGAGUUCCGGAGGCAAUAGGCAUUACCCACCCCGAGUUUGGUCACGACUAAAAGACUGGCGCUACGAGAUGAAAUCUUUGAACGACAUUCAUUUACUCUUCUUCUCUUCCCUUUUAUACAGUUCAAGAGCCGGUCCCUUUUUUACCCACGACCUUUUGUACAAGAUCAUCGCAGAUUACAGUCUGCCGACAAUACAUGGCCAACAAUAGCGAGGGGCAGAUGGAGCAAGCCAUCCAGGCAUGCUGUGGACAUGCUUUUAAUUUCUUGGUGGUAAUUUCUUAUUACUUAUUCCGAACAGGCUUGGGCAGGGGCGUCGAUCUUGCAGCAAGAGUAGAUGCCUCGCCCAACCCUCUUAGGCAAAUACCAUUUGCGUGAGAUUUUGGUC
This is a messenger RNA of Diaporthe batatas, 3820 nucleotides long. RefSeq lists its product as uncharacterized. Gene Ontology annotation, molecular function: protein binding. The record is from RefSeq and is a predicted model, not a curated record. Bases 1188 to 3350 code for a protein of 720 amino acids. NCBI's taxonomy places the organism in Eukaryota, Fungi, Ascomycota, Sordariomycetes, Diaporthales, Diaporthaceae. The transcript has 2 exons.